AUGAAUGAAAGUGAGGGCGAACAAGAGUGUGGUGUUUCGACGCCAAAGAAGAAACGCGUUGAAAGAGGCGAUUUAAAAGUGAAGAAAAAACAUAGACAACAAAAAUACGGAGUCGAAUGGGAGAGUGAUCCAAAAUUUAGUAAGUGGCUUACUCGUGAUCCUCAAGAUAAUUUCAAAUCACGAUGUAAAUUCAACAUGGCUGAUGAUUUAAGAAAUUACAAAUUACAAUUGCAGCAGGUUGAAGCGGCGUUGCUGACUGAUCCCCAAAAUGAGGAAUUAUUAAAACUUAAAGCAGAUUUGGAAGAAGUAAUAGAAUUGACACGCGAUCUAAUAAAAUCUCAAGAGGGUGAUUCCAAAAGUAAUAUUCAUAGUUCUAGUAAUGAUGAUGAUGUUACAGCUUCGCUGCCGACCACGGACGACGGAGUUGUUGGCGAGUCUCUACCCAAGUGGCGGAUUGGCGAGAAAUGUUCAGCUAAAUGGAAGGCAGAUGGCAUGUUUUAUGAUGCAACUAUUGAAGAGAUUGGAGAAAAUAGUCUCAAAGUAAAAUUUGAUGGAUAUUCUUCUUUAGAAACGGUUACAAUUUUGGAUGUCAAAUCUUUGAGUUCAGGGACAAAAAGACCAUCCAGUGGAGAUGAAAGCAAACCUGGCAAAGGCUAUAAUAGGGAGUAUUUGAAAAAGAAAAAACAGAAAAAGCAACAAAGAUUUAAGCAGAUUGAAGAAGAAAGAGAAUCAGAAAAAAAUAAAUGGCUCUCAUUUCAUACAAAAGCAUCUAGAAAACCUGGAGUCAGAAACAAAAGUAUAUUUGCUUCCCCUGAUAAUUUAACUGGCCGAGUUGGAAUAGGUACAUGUGGUAUAUCUGGCAAGCCUAUGACUGAAUAUACACCUGGUGAAAAGUGGAAAAAAGGAGGA
Brenthis ino (lesser marbled fritillary) is the source of this 909-nucleotide messenger RNA. NCBI's taxonomy places the organism in Eukaryota, Metazoa, Arthropoda, Insecta, Lepidoptera, Nymphalidae. The record is from the annotation of a GenBank genome assembly.